AUGACUGCGUGGUGCGUACUAUACUACGGUACCAACAAUUUUACAAGUGCAGCAGUUCAGGGAAAUAGUUUAAAACAAUUUUAUCUUCGCAUACCCACUGUAAAAAUUCUCCGUCAGAAUCUGCAUACUUACGAGCUAGCAGAAAAUAUCCGGGCGAGCUAGUAACAAGUUUCAAUAUCAGCAUGUUGCAGUCAUUAACGAUCGAUGAGAAAUCCCUGCAGCAUGCGUUACAGACCUUUGCUGUGGCCUUGCAUCUCUUCAUCAUGUUCAUCUUUGGCUCGGUGAUCUUCCUGUUUUUCCUCUUCUUUCCCGUUCUUUUCGUCUUCUUCCCUAGCAGGCUGUACGUGAUCCCGUUACUCUACGUGCUAUGGUAUAUAUAUGACUGGGACCAGAGUUCCCGCGGCGGUCGUCGCAGUGCGGCUUUCCGGAGCUCCAUUUUCUGGCACUGGGUACGCGACUACUUCCCUAUCCGGUUGGUUAAGACAGCGGAACUGGAUCCGCGCCGGAAGUACCUGUUUGCCGGACACCCGCAUGGACCAACCAUGGCCUUCGGCUUUAUGACAGCCUUAUUCACGGAGGCACUGGGAGUGCGGGAAGUGUUUCCCGGGAUCAAUGUGAUAGGGUUGGGGCAGAAGUUUAUGAUGCAAGUCCCGCUAAUGCGCGAGUACACGAUGGCGUUUGGAGUGUGUGAUGUUAGUCGAAAAAGUAUAGAUUACUGGAUGACGAAAGGGGCGGGGACCGCGGUGGCUAUUAUCACUGGCGGAGCGCGGGAGAUCUUUGAGAUUGAUUGUCAUAAUGUCAAGCUGGUGCUGCGCAACCGCAAAGGUUUCGUCAAGGCUGCAAUCCAGCAUGGAGCGCAACUGGUUCCCAUAUUUGCCUUUGGUGAGAACGAUACGUACGAGUUAGCCUUCCACCGUGAUUCCGUUGUCUACCGUUUCCAGCGCUUUGUCCAAAAGAAAGUGCUCGGAUUCUGCCCGGCAUUAAUAAAAGGCCGGGGAUUUUUCGGUGGUAGCGGUCUAUUGCCGAAACGUGUUCCCAUUACCGUGGUCGUCGGAGCACCGAUUCCCGUAGAAGAAAAUUCUCAUCCAUCACAGGCGGAGAUUGACGCAUUGCACCAGCGCUACUUACAGGAACUGCGGAAUCUCUUUGACUGCCACAAAACACGCUAUGGCCAUCCGGAAUCGCAGCUGUCCUUCAUCGACUGAUACUCGCCCACUUCACAUUGAUA
This is a messenger RNA of Paramacrobiotus metropolitanus, 1228 nucleotides long. Its product is annotated as acyl-CoA wax alcohol acyltransferase 1-like. The transcript is spliced from 4 exons. Bases 183 to 1205 code for a protein of 340 amino acids. Gene Ontology annotation, cellular component: endoplasmic reticulum membrane. NCBI's taxonomy places the organism in Eukaryota, Metazoa, Tardigrada, Eutardigrada, Parachela, Macrobiotidae. Gene Ontology annotation, biological process: triglyceride biosynthetic process. The record is from RefSeq and is a predicted model, not a curated record. Gene Ontology annotation, molecular function: diacylglycerol O-acyltransferase activity.